This is a messenger RNA of Lethenteron reissneri (Far Eastern brook lamprey), 3166 nucleotides long. Its product is annotated as fibroblast growth factor 8-like. Gene Ontology annotation, molecular function: growth factor activity. Lineage: Eukaryota; Metazoa; Chordata; Hyperoartia; Petromyzontiformes; Petromyzontidae. The record is from RefSeq and is a predicted model, not a curated record.
CCCAUCCUCAUCAUCACAUCAUCCUCCGCUUGCCCGGCCGGUCGCAUUGCAGCAAGAGGUUGCGCCGGCGAGGAUUAACUACCCCGCUGUCUACAUCGACUGCGUCCUGCGCCGCGGCGAGAGAGCGCCGCGCGUCGUCCAAGAUGCGACUCUCCCAGUACCGGCAGCCACUCGCGUCCCUAUGCCUACACUUCCUGGUGCUUUGCUUUCAAGUGCAGGCGGCGCCGGAUUUUACGCAGCACGUGGAGGCGCAGCUCCAGCGACCGGACGCCGUGAGCCGCAAGCACAUCCGCUCCUACCAGCUCUACAGCCGCACGAGCGGCAAGCACGUGCAGAUCGUAAACAAGCGCAUCAACGCGCGCGCCGACGACGGCAAUAAGUUCGCCAAACUGACCGUGGAAACGGACACGUUCGGCAGCCGCGUGCGGAUAAAAGGAGCAGAAUCCGGCUACUACAUCUGCAUGAACAACAAGGGGAAGCUGGUGGGCAAGAAGGAGGGCAAAGACACCGACUGCGUCUUCAAGGAGAUCGUGCUGGAGAACAACUACACCGCGCUCGAGUCGGUCAUGUACGGCGGCUGGUACAUGGGCUUCACGCGCAAGGGCCGGCCGCGCAAGGGCUCGCAGACGAGCCAGCACCAGCGCGAGGUCCACUUCAUGAAACGCUUCCAGCGCACGUCGGAGGAACGCGAGCGCAAGUUCAUCCAGGUCGCCACGGGGGCCGCGCGCCGCAGCAAGCGCAUGCACGGGGGGGCCGCCGCCGCUGCCGCCGCCGCAGGAUCGUCGUCAUCGUCGUCUGCGUCGUCUAAGUCCGAGUCGUCGUCUUCGUUGGCUUCCCGCCCGCGGUAGAUGCGCGAGGAAGGGAGCGCGCGCGAGCUGCACGUGGCACGCGGCGCGAAAGAAGGACGGACGCGGCAGGAGGGAGGGGAGGAGAGAGUGGAGAGGGGGAGAGAGGGAGAGUGCAGAGAGAUAGAGAGUGGAGGAGGAGGAGGGGAGAUCCCAGAGGUUGAACAAAAAUGGACGGGUGCAGCAGGAGAGAGUGGAGAGGGGGAGAGAGGGAGGGAGAAAGGCUUUGAGAAGUAGGGAAACGUAACCGCAGGGGAGAGAGAGAGAGGCAACGAGUGCGAUGGAAGCAGCAGACAGCAGAGAGAACUGGAGUAAUGUACAUAGCGAGAGAAUGUAUAAAGCGUGCGUGUGAGAGAGACUUUGAGCAGAGUGUGUGUGUGUAAACAGUGUGAGAGCGUGCGAGCUGUGUAGAGAGACGCAGAGAGAGAGAUGGGGGGGGGGAGGUGAGAGAGAACGGUGUCUCAGAGGAUAUCGCGUGGCCUCAUCUCGAUCAGAUAAACCCAACACCCGCAUAAUGCAGAAGCAGGAGCCGAGAAAAUGAGACAACUAAGACACCUCCAUUGUAAUUAUCAUUGACAACAACAACAACAACAGCAACAACGGCGGUGGCGGGCCAUGAUGAGAAUGAACAAUACCGAUCUACAAACGGAAGAGAAAUAAGAAGAAGAAUAAAAAACGAUGAAAAAAAAAUAGAAGUAAUUUUUUUACGACGAAAUGUUUAUUUUUGUAAAAACCCAAACCUCUCGAUAAGACUGCGCUGUCAAGAAGAGUGGACGAGUUCUCCGUGUCGCCACCACUGCGACUUCCAGCAGGGACGUUGCUUCCCUGCAACGUGUUUGCCAAUCUUCGCGUAUUUAUUGAACCAAACGAGCGAGCGAUCACAUGUAAACUCGACGUGGGCAAGCCGACCCUUGUGUUAUGUUCUUUGGGGGGGGGGGGUUAUUGUUGUUAUUAUUAUUUUGUAAGUUUUCUUUUUUUUUUACUCACCGUUCCGAUUAGUCGACUGACACUUUAGCGCAUCGCUGGACGGUACUAUCGCGCAGAAGGGGUGGGGGGAAGAAGCAGUGUAGCCCUGUGCUUGGUACGUUGUACGUUGUCCGCCCUCAUCGGAAGAGUCUACGCGAUUGUAAAGUUUGUCUGCAAGUGCCGUUAAGAAGAGAAAGAUUAAGGGGAGAAAGACGAAGAUUUGUUGACCGAAGACUGCAUACAUAGAACUAAACAAGACGAACAAAACAUGGAUUAUACAGAGACACGUUCGUGAUGAACUCCAUCACACACAGACACAGACACACACAAACACUUACACACGUCUGCAAGCAAAGAGACCACACAGAGAGACAGACCCAAUGAUGGCUCCGUUACAUCUUUGAGAACUUUCAUUUAAACUUCAGAAGACUGCUUUAUUUUUAUUUUUUUGCAAAAAAAUAAGAUAAAUGUGUUUCCGAGGUAUUGUAGAUUUUUUUGUAAAGUUUUCCUGCCAGUAAAGAAAGAGAAACGGUUGUAUCCUACACAAUGUACACUUAAGAUGAUGCUCCAUACGAACCUCACCGUUCACCCCGCAGACCGGUUGCAGUAUAGGCUGUGGCUGCUUUGAUCCCGCCAGCACACACUCGCGCUAGCGGCCCCGUGUAGACUGCUCGCAUACAGCCACCCGCACGCGCACGCGCGACCCACGCACGCGUGACCCACGCACGCGCGCGCGCGACCCACGCACGCGCACGCGCGACCCACGCACGCGCACGCGAGACCCACGCACGCAGGCAGGCAGGAAGGCGCUCGUUACUUCGAGAAGAGAAAAAACUUAGAUGCCUUUUUAAGUUGAAUUCCGUUCCGUUGAUAUGACAAAAAAUUAACAUAUCGUAUUUUUUUUAUAUAAUGUAUUUAUUUAUUGUUCAACCGACAAACUUGCAUUAAAGAUGAAAACACUGUAAAGCUACCUGGCCCGAAUUCAUUUGUUGUUGACGAGUUGUAUUUUGUAAGCACCCUUUUAGAGAGGAACAAGCAACGCAGUGUUUAAAGGCUUGCAAGACUUCGAGUGAAGCGCCGCAUUAAACAGAUGUUGGCUUAACCGAUUAAGGGAUUCCUUUAAACGUGUCCAAGCCGUUUUGCCUCGCUGCCUAAAACGAACGUGUUUAGCAAACAUUGCCGCGAUGAUCUGAACCACUGUUAUCGCCUUCGGUGAAUGCGUCGCGCGCUGCUAGCCACGGGCAUGACCCCCGCGUAUCUCUUCCCGUUCUCACGUGCCAAGGCAGAUCUGCUUCGUCAGUCGCUGCCCUAUUAAAGCAAAUCAAGGCAGCACGCGACACCGACUGAGUAUUGCG